Molecule: messenger RNA, 4210 nt
Organism: Penaeus chinensis
Lineage: Eukaryota; Metazoa; Arthropoda; Malacostraca; Decapoda; Penaeidae
Exons: 2
Coding region: 147-3548 (1133 amino acids)
Source: RefSeq, a predicted model, not a curated record
CGUGAGUGAACAGGCAAUGCUCAGUGCCCCAUAUCCCAGGUUAAUGCAAGAUAAUCUGAUCUGUAGUAUGAAAAAUAUAAUUUCAUAGAGAAGUGCAUUCUUUUAAGCAACUGAAGUGGCACUCCGGGACAUUUAUAACAGAUGCCAUGACUGCUGGGCAUUUAUCGUAUGCAAUGUUCCUGUUGCUACUCCUACACCUUCAAGCCACCUUGGCCCAGAUGGGGUUGCGCAGGGCAUCUUUAGCUUCGUCAGGGACAUAUGUCGGCAGCAGCAACACUAGCCAAAGUUUCUUCGGCAGAUUCCCUUGGCAAGACCAGACAACUAACCACUCCAGCAGAAUUGAAAGCUCCUUGGCAGCUAUCUUCCGUGGGGUUGCUUAUGGAGUGUCAAGUUCACUCUCCCCUCUGCCACCUUCCCAGCCUUCCACUACGACCACGACACAUGCAGCUACUACGAUUACCACUGAAGAUAGUACAACUUUCCGGACUCCAAGAGCUCCUCCUUUCUACCAAGUGCUACAGGAUGUACCAGCACGUGAUGAAUAUGAAUAUCUUUACCAGGACACGACCCCAGUGACCACUUGGGCAUUGGUUCCUGGAUUAGAACUAGAAGUGCAGCAGGAUGCUGUAAUGGAUCCUAGAGGAAUUAGUACCUUAGGAAGCUUACCUGUCCAGACACCCUAUGUAGAAGCACCUCUUGAUAAUGACUUGGGACGCACUCAUGGUAUUGGUGUGCCACGUAUGGGGAUAAACAUCCAAGAGGAAUGGGUACAUUCCUUAGGCACAGCAUGGAUAGUGCAUGUAUACUGUGCAGCAGGCCUCUCCAGUCUGUUAGCUCUAAUGGCACUUUUCUGCGUCUUUCGAGUACUCUCAGGCACUUAUCUACUGCCCCGGGGAUAUUACAUCACUGUGCAGCUGCUGAUGUUUCUUGCUGGAUUUUUGCGCAGCAUUGUACUCUUUCAUGACCCCUAUGCAGUGCAGCGCCUUUUACCUGCUACCCUAGCCGCAUUAGCAGAAGAGGCAGGAUGGCCCUGCCUGACAGCAGCACUGGCAGUAGUAGUUGUGGCUGUCGUGCGAGCAUGGCGAGGCUCAAGACGAAAACCUAAGAAACCACAUUUACCGGUCACCCUCGCUGUUAUAAUUUCUACUCACUUAUUUAUUUCUGUUACUAUUCAUUUAUGUGCUGCUGUCUUGCCAAAGCAUGCAGGAGUACUUAGAGGAGUAUUCCACAUUAUUACAGUAGUCUGGGGAUGUUCAGUUGGUUUGGCUAGUCUAGUGGCUUCAUGGCGAGCAGUACGGGUGGCGAAGCGCCAAUUAGCAACUCCACUUCGCCUAAGACAUUCCCAGCAAGACAGCUCCCGCAUGGUGUUCUUCCGUGGUGCACACCUGGUUCUUGUAACCUCUUUGUUACAGCUCCUUCUGGCAGCAUUGCAUGUGUAUGCACUUACCAACCCACGUGAGAUGUUGGAAAUACCACCUGCCCAUCCAUGGCAUUGGCUAGCCUUCCAGAGUGGUUGUCGUGUCACUGAAGUUGCAAUGUGGUUUCUUUUAGGCAUUAUUUCUAGCCUCACUGUCAGAGCGACUUCAGGAAAGCCAUACACACACGGAAGUGAUGGAUUAAUGUCUGCUUUCUCAUGUAGAUGUUGUAGCAGUGUGUGUUCAAGAAACAAGUUGGAUGGUGUGUAUCCUUCCAUGGGCCAGUCCAACCACUCUAUCAGAAACUUUACACUUGUAUGUGGGAAAACUGUAUUUGAAGAAGCUCUCACAACACAACCGCAGGCUGGUGACCAUAAACAUGUUGCCAUAGCACAUGGAACAGCACACAAUCAGCACAUUGCUGGAAGCUCAGCCACACUUCAGUCUGUGCCAUCAGAUUUUCAUCUCUUGUGGUAUCACACAAGGAAUGGUCCCCUUAAAAGUAAUGUGCCAAUUGACUCCUCCCGUCCUUCCUCAAUGCUCUUCAAUGAUGCCGGUUUUGUUAGGUUUCGCAUGCAAGUGGAUCCCCAGCAAGCUAUGGAGGACGUCCUUAGGAAAUCGAGCCACCACCUGGAAGAACUAAGCAAGAAGCAGAAUGACCCACCUUCCUGUGAUCAAAGUAAUAUCCUACCUUCAGCUAUUGCCUCUGCUACAACAACCACGACUACCACACAUCUUGAGCAAGAACCUCGCCAUGCUCUUGUAAGACUUGAGAGGGUGUAUGAUACUGGACAGCUGGAGCAACUGCUGCAGAGCCACUUGAACUCAGAACUGUAUAAUGAGAUAGCAGGAGAAGGAGGGGAAGGUGCUAGUGUCACAGAUUACAGCUCAACAGAUCCACUUUCACCUCUGCCUACAGGUGAUGUAGACUGGUCCAAGUAUGCGAGUACUUGCUCUUCUAUUAGUGCUGCCAAUAGUUUUGAUGUCCGAAUGUAUAACGACUUGGAAGUGGCAUCAUACUACUAUACACCUCCAUUGUCCUCUGGCUCUUCAUGCAUUUAUCCAUCCGUUCACCAUUCUCAUGCAAACCCACGCCCCUGCCACGUUCACCCAUAUGGAGAUGAAAUUGAUAAGAAUGGUUAUGAAACGCAAGCUGCAGAAGAGCAACUAACAUCUCUCCUGGCGCCCCAAACACCCUCAGCCUCUUCCCAAUCAGAAGUGCAUGUGGAUUAUCUCACUGACAUAUCACAUGACAGGCACACACAUGGCUCUGAUGACUCUGAUUUAUGCUCUCUAGGAAGUCGCAGUGAAUGGCAACAAACAAAUUACCAUGAACCUCACUGGGAGGACCAACAUCCAACUGCUAGGGAUUGGCAUGUGAGUCCAAAGGAUGCAACGCCAGACUCAGCUGUUGUAGUAGAUUAUGCUGGUUAUGCAGGUGAUGCUGGAGGGGAUGAUGUGGAAUUAGCUCGUAUGCAAGGUUCCCCUCGUCCUCCUGGUUUGCUCUCGAAGAUAGUUAAAAGCAACUUUUCACUUGGAAAUAAUGGAGGUUAUAUUGCACUUGGAACUGAGGAUGCCUUCAACUUUCCGCAUUACCAAAUCUUCCACAGGUACCAAGACAAUAUCAGAGAAGAAAGAGAGGUUCGCCCAUGUGAUCACCUACCCAGGAGUUUUAGCACUGGAAAUAGGACAACUUCACAGACCUUUAUUCCUUCCCAGAGUGCUAGGAUGGCCCCAGUACACACCGGGAAUAAGUCUACAAAAGCGCAGGUGCAUUUAAAAGACAUGCAGGGUGAUUUGAAAAGCAAGAACAGCAAGGAACAUUUUCAAGCUCAGGAACAGCUGGUACAAGACCUGGCAAUGGUAGUGGAUGGCACUACACAGACUGAUGGUGUUCAGAAAUGGAAUACCCCAUCACCACCAUCCUCACGUCCUGCUUCAUCUCUUGCCUCACAUUCAGACCUCCCAUCUGAGUGUGUGGACUCUGAGGAAGAGGAAGAAGAGGAUGAGGAUACCCAAGAAGUUGUCAGUGAAGAUGACGACCUUACCCCAGAAGUAACUCCUAGAGUAACUCCUGAAAUUUCCCCAUUAGAUAUAUGGACAUCUCCGACCCCUCUUCAGGCAGCAGUUUGAGUUACACAAUUUACAUUCCUUACAUUUUAUCACAGAAAUUUACACUUCCAUCUGAGCACAGUUCAGCGGCCUUGGUACAGUGUCUCUGUGAACAGCUUAAGUAGAUAGUAAAUAUUUGGGGGAUACCUACUACCUCUCACGAACACCUGACAGUGAUUAUAGACUACAUAGUGUCGAUUGAUGACAAACUGAAGGGGCAGAGAGCCAUCAAUCCUUUUUGCUCACAUGGACACUGUGUAGAUAAUGAUUUCAAAUAUAUUUCUACAACAAAAUGUAUUUCUUAAGGAAAUUGUUUAAUUGUGGCAAAGGAGCUGUUUACAUGUUAGGUGGCAGACCAAGUAUGUACUUAGAAGGGUUGACAGAUUUACGUAAUCAGUCGGAUUCAAGCCCUUAUUGUGAUAUGUGGUGAUUCAUAAUGACAUUAUGUUACAUGUUUUUUAUUUGGACAUUGUGCUGAGACUUUUUUCUGUAUAACUGCUCUCACCACACUAUACUCAUGACCAGUAAGUGCACAGUUGGUCGUAUCCAGAGAAACAGAGAAACGACGGAUGUGAAGAGCAGGAGAGACGACCGGAGGAGGGAGAAUAUCUAAUAUAUAUCUAAUAUAUAUAUCUAUCUAUAUAUAAAAUAUAUUUAUGCACACACAUGCACACACACACACA